AUGUGGACAAUGGGGACAGACUUCCGCUAUCAAUAUGCUAAUUCAUGGUUUAGGCAGAUGGAUAAGUUUAUUCACUAUGUCAAUCAGGAUGGUCGAGUCAAUGCACUGUAUUCAACACCAUCUAUCUACACUGAUGCAAAAUAUGCAGCUAAUGAGCAAUGGCCACUUAAAAUUGAUGAUUUCUUCCCGUAUGCUGAUCAUCCUAAUGCAUAUUGGACUGGUUAUUUUACAAGUAGGCCAGCUUUAAAGGGUUAUGUGAGAGCAAUGAGUGGUUACUAUCAGGCAGCAAAGCAGUUGGAAUUUUUUAAAGGGAGAAAUGAAUCAGGACCAAAUACUGAUGCAUUAGCUGAUGCCUUAGCACUUGCUCAGCACCAUGAUGCUGUUAGUGGCACAGAAAGACAGCAUGUUGCUGCUGAUUAUGCAAAGCGGAUCUCAAUAGGCUAUGCCGAGGCCGAAGACUUGGUUGCAUCUGCUCUUGCUUUAUUGGUAAACCAAAGGUUAAGUUCACAUGUGAUGAACCCCGUAACAGGCUUCCAGCAGUGCCCUCUUCUUAACAUAAGCUACUGUCCUCCGUCAGAAACUGCUUUGGCUAAUGGGAAAAGCAUGGUGAUUGUUGUUUAUAACCCUCUUGCUUGGAAGAGAGAGGAAGUAAUUCGAAUUCCUGUUUCCACUGCAGAAGUUUUUGUCCAGGACUCUGCUGGGAAGGAAGUUGAGUCUCAGCUUUUGCCUCUAUCUAAUAUUACUUCGAGCAUAAGGAAAAAAUACGUCAAAGCAUAUACAGGAACAGCUCCUGCUGGGGAACUCAAGUACUGGCUUGCAUUUCCGGUAUCUGUACCCCCCAUUGGUUUCAGCACCUAUGUAGUUUCAAGGCCUAAACAGACAGGUCAUGUUUCAACUAUCUCAAAGGAGUUCAGAUCAGAUGGAAGUACUAAUAAUAGCAUUGAAGUUGGAAAAGGGAAUCUAAAGCUUCUUUAUUCUGCUAAUCAAGGAAAAUUGACUCAUUAUGUUAACAGUAGAAAUCAAGUUACAGCAUCAGUUGAACAAUCAUACAGUUUUUAUUCUGGACAUGCUGGGGAUGAUAAAGAUUCUCAGGCUUCUGGGGCAUAUGUAUUCCGUCCAAAUGGCUCGUUUCCCAUUAAAUCUGAUCAGCAGGCGUCUUUUACUGUCCUGCGUGGUCCGAUAUUGGAUGAAGUACAUCAACAGCUCAAUCCAUGGGUAUCUCAGAUUAUGAGGAUAUAUAAGACAAAGGAGCAUGCUGAAGUUGAGUUCACUAUUGGGCCUAUUCCUGUGGAUGAUGGCAUUGGGAAAGAAGUUAUUACUCAAUUUUCAACUACAAUGAAGAGCAACAAGACAUUCUAUACAGAUUCUAAUGGGCGUGACUUCAUCAAAAGGAUUCGAGAUUUCAGGACUGACUGGGAUCUAGAAGUGAACCAACGUGUAGCUGGAAAUUAUUACCCGGUUAAUUUAGGAAUAUAUAUGCAAGAUAACGGUACAGAAUUUUCAGUUUUGGUGGACCGUUCAGUUGGUGGUUCCAGUUUGGUAGAUGGUCAAGUAGAGCUGAUGCUUCACAGGAGGUUGCUUCAUGAUGAUGCAAGAGGUGUUGGAGAGAUACUUAAUGAAACUGUUUGCAUUGCUGAUAAAUGUGAAGGCUUAACUAUUCAAGGAAAACUGUACCUUAGAAUUGACCGUAAAGAUGAAGGUGCUAAAUGGCGUCGUACAGUUGGCCAGGAAUUAUAUUCACCAUUGUUGUUGGCCUUCACAGAGCAGGAUGAGGAUAAUUGGUUGCAUUUUCAACAACCAACAUUUUCUGGCAUAGACUCUUCCUACAGUUUACCAAACAACACCGCACUUCUAACUCUCCAGGAUUUUGGAAACGGAAAAGUACUCCUAAGACUAGCUCAUCUUUACGAGGUUGGCGAGGACAGAGAUUAUUCGGUAACUGCAAAUGUAGAAUUGAAAAGGCUUUUCCCUAACAAAAAGAUUAGUAAAGUGACAGAGAUGAGUUUAUCUGCUAAUCAAGAAAGAGGUGAAAUGGAAAAGAGGAAACUAGUUUGGAAGGUAGAAGGGGGUUUCACUGAAGAAUCUAAGGUGGUGAGAGGAGGACCUGUUGAUCCUACAAAGCUUGUUGUUGAGCUUGCUCCAAUGGAGAUUCGGACAUUCUUUGUUGACUUUGAUCCUCUCCAAACAGUUCCUGCAGCAGAAAAUCAUGUAGCAAUGUAA
Vicia faba (fava bean) is the source of this 2220-nucleotide messenger RNA. The record is from the annotation of a GenBank genome assembly. NCBI's taxonomy places the organism in Eukaryota, Viridiplantae, Streptophyta, Magnoliopsida, Fabales, Fabaceae.